This is a messenger RNA of Cloeon dipterum, 2939 nucleotides long. Its product is annotated as peroxidase-like. Lineage: Eukaryota; Metazoa; Arthropoda; Insecta; Ephemeroptera; Baetidae. The record is from RefSeq and is a predicted model, not a curated record. Gene Ontology annotation, molecular function: peroxidase activity; heme binding. Bases 280 to 2595 code for a protein of 771 amino acids. The transcript is spliced from 12 exons. Gene Ontology annotation, biological process: response to oxidative stress.
UGAUGAGCGGCGGCGAUCGAAGCUGCUGGCAGUUUACCGCAUUGCAUUACUGCGUGGGUUUUCAUCCUUGGGCUGGCUGCGUACCCAACUGCAGUUUCAACUCUUACUUUUGAAUCUGUUUAGAAAGACCUUUGGCUCCGUUCAGCUGUGCAGAGUGAAAACAACAGCUAGACCUGCGCCUGCGGCUCGUGAUGUAAAAUACUUCUAGCCUGGGCGUCGAACCAACUGGUUUGCUGAUGUGCUUUAGCAAUAAAUUUCAUCUAAAUAUUAUAGAACAAAAUGAAUAUCAGUGAAUCCACGCCUUUAUAUUUUUGCAAGUUCAACAGCACUUAUGAGAGACGAUGUUCACUAAGGAGAAAAACCGAUGCUGCGAGUUUGAUUAUUACACUAUUAUUUUUUGCAUUUCUGGUAGUCGUUUUCGGAUCGGUGGUGGUUCUUUACAUUUCCUCAUCCUUGCCUUUUUCUUCGGAUAUUGAAGCGAAUAACAAAACCAAUGAUUCAAGCUCUCAGUUGGGAAUCACAUUAAUGGCAAUACAAAGCAACUCAUUUAGCUCAGCCUGUAAGGUUUUCGCAGUCGAUCCAAGCAUAUCGGAGGUAAACGAAGCUUUGGCAAAUGCCGAAAGAGAUUGGCAAGAAAGGUUACUGGCAGAGAGGAAUCACCCUGCAGUUCCGCUGCCACCCUCACAUCCUAGUUUCCUGCAUCAGCGAGCGAUUUACUCGUCAAAACAAUCAGUCCGCGCCAUGGAAAGCGCCCACAGGAUGCUCUCAACUUCAAAAUAUGUUUACGCAGGGAAACUGAAAUCUGGAGACUGCAUUGUCCGAGGCCUUCGUCUGGCUCCUUCAAACUGGUCUGCGGAGUGGUGCACGGAGCCGAUCAAGUGCGACACAGCCUCGCCUUACAGGACAAUCGAUGGCUCCUGCAACAAUAUAGUACACCCAGGAUUUGGAGUUGCAAUGCGUCCGUUUAAACGACUUCUGAUGCCUUCAUAUGGAGAUGGGAUUUCGACUCCAAGAAAGUGGCUUGAUCCUAACCCCCUGCCGUUGCCCCGAAAGGUCAGUUUCACCAUCCAUCGCCCUUCAAACCAAACAAAUCCGAAAUUCACGGCAAAUCUCGCUGCUUGGGGACAAUUUAUUGAUCACGACAUCACGGCCACGGCACUUAGCAAACGUGCGGACGGUCAAGCUAUCACUUGUUGCAACACCGAGUGGCAACACCCCGAGUGCUAUCCAGUGAUCAUUCCGCCUGACGAUCCUCUCUACGGCAAAUACAACUUGACCUGUACCGAUUUUGUUCGAUCCGCGCCAGCACCAGUUUGCACCCUUGGACCGAGAGAAAACCUGAACCAAGUGACGCCGUUCAUCGACGGAUCGACGAUUUACGGCGCCAACAAAGAAUUAGAGUCACAGGUGAGGGCCUUUUCUGGCGGCCUCCUGCACCGCUCGUGGACCUCGAGCGGCAUCGAGCUGCUGCCCAUCGACCGCACCUCCAACGACGGCUGCAAUCGGGCCGAACAGGUGGCAAAGGGACGCUUUUGCUUCAAGACCGGUGACACGCGCUCCAACGAGAACCUGCCGCUGACGACGCUGCACCUCAUUUUCUCCAGGCAGCACAACAGGCUGGCGACAGCGCUGAAGAAGCUGAAUCCGCAGUGGAUGGACGAGGUGCUGUACCAAGAGGCGAGGAAAAUUGUCAUUGCCCAGUUGCAGCACAUUCACUACAAUGAAUUUCUUCCCGUUGUACUGGGCUAUGAGUUAGCAGAGAAAUUGGAUGUGCUUCCAAAGGCGAGUGGCUUUUUUGAGGCCUACGACGCGUCUGUCGAUCCGCAAAUCACAAAUGAGUUUGCCUCGUGCGCGUUCCGGUUCGGCCACACGUUGCUUCAGGGUCAGUUGGCACUGAUUGAUCGUAUUGGUGUCGUCAACAGGACGCUCAAACUGCACGAAACGCUGUUUAAUCCUUUCGGCAUGUACCAAAAUGAAUUUGUAGAGGAUUCGUUGCGCGGCAUCUCAGAAUCAGAAGUUAAAGGACCUGGCAGUGCUGUUACGUCCGAGUUGCAAGGAAAUUUGUUUAAAACGAAAUCUAGUCCUUGCGGCCUCGACCUCGUCACCUUGAACAUUCAAAGAGGCAGAGACCACGGCUUGCCUGGCUAUCCACUUUGGAGAGAACUGUGCGGGGGCGCCCGUCCAAAAACGUUCGACGACCUUUUGAGCACAAUGGAUGCAGAAACGGUGGAGAGACUAAAAUUAAUUUACGAUUCUGUGGACGACAUUGACCCAUUCACGGGCUUGGUCUCCGAAAAACCGUUGAAUAGCAGCGGGAUUUUGGGGCCGACUGGCACGUGCGUUAUCGCUGAACAGUUCCUGCGACUAAAGAGGGCCGACCGGUUUUGGUACGAAACGCCUGAAGCGCCUCAAGCCUUUACGCAAGCUCAAUUAGAAGAAAUUAGAAAAACGUCACUGUCGUCGCUGUUUUGCGAAAAUAGCGAGACUACUGAGAUGCAACCACGAGCCAUGGAGUCGUUGACGGAUGAGAACGCCCUCACUUUGUGCUCAAAUUUCCCAAAGUUGAAUUUAAAUCUCUGGAUCGACGUGAAAUAAAACUUGCUUUUUCAAUGACACAGUUAUUAAAGAAAUGAUAUAAAUUAAUACAAUAUAAUUAUAUAUAUGCAAAAUUUGGUGGAAAUAUGUAUUUCAGAUCAAAAAUCCAAUUUAGUGCACGCAUUUUCAGUGUAUUUUUUGCAAUGUAUUUUUGUACCGUAUUGGGUUUGACUUCUAUAUAGCUCUCAUUUAAAUUAAAUGAUUCUAAUAAUUUUUUAAUCUUUAUAGCGGCAUUGUCUAAUAAUUAUUAUAUUAUUAUUGCCUUGUUUACUAACCAAUCUGUGAUUUUGUGUGUAUUUAUUGUGCUUUGUAAAAAUAUAAAAAAGCUUUAUCCCAAACAUGUC